Messenger RNA from Sphaerulina musiva SO2202, 1571 nucleotides. RefSeq lists its product as uncharacterized. The annotation marks the transcript as partial. The transcript is spliced from 2 exons. Lineage: Eukaryota; Fungi; Ascomycota; Dothideomycetes; Mycosphaerellales; Mycosphaerellaceae. The record is from RefSeq and is a predicted model, not a curated record.
AUGUCUCGUCAACACAUCGUCUCCCACUACACACGUCUCCUCGCCCGCUGGCCCAAAGACGCUCUCCGUCCCGAAAAGACGUUUCAGCAAAUCAUCCUCGAGCCCCGACUGCAAGCUGCUCCCACUGCAAGUCCCGCAGGCGUCACGUCCGAGGCUAUCUCAUCCCCUUCCGCCACCUCUUCGUACGUCAGGAACGAGAACAACGAAGUCAAUGCUGCAUAUCUUUUGCUGGAGAAUAGCUUCUCGAAACAAUUCCGACCUGGGAAGCGGUUGAUGGAACCGAUGAGUAAUCCGAAACAUUAUGAGAACUUGCGAAGAGAGUUGGAGGAGUUGCCGAACAGGAGUCUGUGGGGAAAUUGGUUGCAGAGGAUGAAGAGUAUGGUGAGGAUGAAGUGAAUGAUUGCCCGAGCAAGAGCGAGGGCAAAGACAUGGCAUGACGCAUUCGAGGAUGUGUGAAGAUUUGAGCGCGUGGACUGGGUGUGGGAACAAGUACCAUAUCUGCCUAUAGGGCGUGCCUGAAGCAGGAGAGACUGCCACCACAUCGGGUGCUUCAACAUGGAGCAUGUUGCUACCAUGAUUGGGCGCACUAUAUGAAGAUCGCGAUUGGCAGGUCCCAUGGAACUCUCGAGGAUGAUGCACGUCCCGUCUGUGGCGUCGGAGCAUGUAGGAAACUGUCUGCAUGUCACGAUGGACAACUGAGGGAGACUCGGUCUUUGGGAUUGUACCAUGACUUGUCUCAAUGGCGAGAUUGGCAAUGACAGAUCCACGAGUCGCGUUCGCUAUAAUCUCAGUGCGCCCUCGUCUUCACCUUAUUCGCAUCAAAGCAUUCUGCUCCUUACUUGGGCCACCGAUAUCGAACCAAAUUUCGCUGGCAUUGACAAGAUUUUUUGGCAUACGGCGCAGGUCAAGAUUGUAUUCUGUGGCUUCCUUCAGCACAGUGUUUACAGCACACCUUCACCCAGGUCUUAGUGGAUCUCUAGCUUUGGCAGUCCUUAACGCCAUUCAUUUUCGCUCCAAAGUCGCACCUGAAGUCGGAAAUGUGGCCAGGAUAUUGCUUCAUGUAGCUCUGCCAUGUCCACUGUGCGGCGCCAUGACGGUAACUCGCACAAGCUCGCAACUUCAGCUUCAAACAGGACACACGUCGUCUUGUGUGCUGCCUUGGCUGCGAGAUGCCCCUGGAGCCUGCUCUGGAUGUGCACCAGAUGGCUAUCGGUUUUGCUUCGGCCGAUUGUGCGAGGCCCAAGGUGAUGCCGUUGAACGAAGAGGGACCAAGGACCUGGAGGCUGUUGUUGUAGAAACCCGCGGUAUCUUGGAGUAUAGCGCACUGCUGCAACCGCAGUCGAGAUCGCUCGAUGCUGGAAGACUCGCUAAUCGGACGGGCACGAUCCAGUCGUCGUGGCGACUUCCACCUCACGGCUGUUGUUUGUUGCUGCCGGCCGCCGAUGCACGCACGUACCUGUACUUUCUUCCUCAUAAUAAACACAGCGGCCGCUCCCGAGGUAGUCGUCUUCCUCGUUCCUGCGUCUCCUUCGUGUCCUUCUCCUUCUUCUUCUUCUUCUGCUUCUUCUUCC